AUGUCCGAGCGGAAACUCAAACAAACAGCGGGACCUAAAAUAAGCUUAAAUAUUUCUAAAGCGCCCCGCAUGGAGACUCGCAAAAGCGCCAAGGGUGGAACCAAUAUUAUUGAUGAUGAUAAGAAUGCAAACGUUGACAGUGGAGGUCACAAUAGCAAAUGCUUAUCGUGCCCAUACAGAUGCUACCUAGAGACUAACACGAUUGCUAAAUUUAAGCAGGGAAAACGGGAUAUCACUUCUGAAAACGAAUAUGAACAAGCCAGCCAAUCCAUAUGA
This is a messenger RNA of Paracoccidioides lutzii Pb01, 276 nucleotides long. RefSeq lists its product as hypothetical. The record is from RefSeq and is a predicted model, not a curated record. The transcript has 2 exons. Bases 1 to 276 code for a protein of 91 amino acids.